Molecule: messenger RNA, 255 nt
Organism: Pteropus alecto (black flying fox)
Lineage: Eukaryota; Metazoa; Chordata; Mammalia; Chiroptera; Pteropodidae
Gene: P3R3URF
Exons: 1
Coding region: 1-255 (84 amino acids)
Source: RefSeq, a predicted model, not a curated record
AUGGGGCCUUCUCAGCUUGUCCGUGCUCCUCGGCCCCGGGGCUUAAGUUCCCCCUACCACAGGCCAGGUGUGGGCUGGCCUCGGCCCCGGUUUCCCAGGAUGUUCAAGUGUAGCCGCAGAAGGUACCGGCAGAAAAUCCGAGGCCCAGCUGCCCCCACUACAGCCACCACUGCAGCCACCACUGCAGCCACCAUGGCCAGGGAUAGCAACAGCAGUCACACUGUCACCAUCGUUGUGUGGAUCCUUCCACUGUAA